Messenger RNA from Lindgomyces ingoldianus, 1557 nucleotides. RefSeq names its product MFS general substrate transporter. Gene Ontology annotation, biological process: transmembrane transport. Bases 1 to 1557 code for a protein of 518 amino acids. The record is from RefSeq and is a predicted model, not a curated record. Gene Ontology annotation, molecular function: transmembrane transporter activity. The transcript has 2 exons. NCBI's taxonomy places the organism in Eukaryota, Fungi, Ascomycota, Dothideomycetes, Pleosporales, Lindgomycetaceae.
AUGGCACAACACAGAACCGCCCAGCCAGCCUCAGCGCUCGGUUUUCCCUCCCAAUCUUCCUCAAACAGUACCUCACUGCCCCAAUCUCACGAAUAUCUUCCGCCACAGGCCAAUCUUCCACUUACGACACCCACUUCUUCCAAACCCUCAUACACUCAACUCCAAAAAGUCAUAACAAUCUCCCUCGUAACCCUCGCGGCCUCCCUCUCCUCCAUAUCCUCAAACAUCUACUUCUCCAUCCUCCCUACCCUAUCCGCCGACUUCUCCAUCUCCCCAACACUCAUAAACCUGACUGUAACAACGUAUAUGGUCUUCCAGUCUCUCUCCCCCACUCUCUGGGGUGCACUCUCUGACUCCUACGGCCGCCGCAUCAUCUACCUGCUUACCCUCACCAUCUACGUGGGUGCCUGCACCGGGCUCGCGGAGAGCAAAACAUACUACCAAUUGUUGAUACUCCGGGCGGUGCAGUCUACCGGUUCCGCAAGUACGGUUGCGCUUGGAGCGGGGGUUGUGGGGGAUGUUACCAGCCGAGAAGAAAGAGGGGGGUGGAUGGGAAUUUUCCAAGCCGGAUUGCUCGUGCCGCUGGCAGCGGGACCGGUUUUGGGUGGCGGGUUGGCCGAGGCGUUAGGAUGGAGGAGUGUGUUUUGGGCGCUGGUGAUCUUCGGCGGGGGCGUGUUGGUUGCGGUUAGUGUAUUCUUGCCGGAAACAUUGACUGGGUUGAGGUAUGGCGGGCGAUGGUACACCCUGAGGCCGAUUGGUGGGUGUUCUAGAUGGCAGCAGGCCAAAAAGAAGGACGUUGAGGGCGGAGUCGCAAUCUCGCAACAAGGAAAAGAGGCCGACAAGAAAGUCACUCUCGACUUCUGGACUCCCCUUAAACUCGUCGGCGGCGGCGAAGUAACUUGCAUCAUUCUUUUCAUCUCGCUAUACUAUACCGUCUGGCAAAUGACUAUCACUGCCAUAUCCACGCUCUUCGAAUCCUCGUACGGUCUCUCAUCUACUCAGAUCGGUUUGACAUUCAUCGCAAACGGGGCGGGAUGUAUCAUCGGGACAAUCUUGACGGGGAAGUUUAUGGAUCUAGAUUAUAUAAAAGUUAAGACGGCAUACAAUGGCCCGGACGAAGAUUUUCCGUUGGAGAAAGCGCGCUUGAGAACGGUAUGGAUAUGGAGCGGAAUGCAGAUUGCAUCUACACUUGUGUUUGGCUGGACGCUUAAUCAGAAAGUGCAUGUCUCGGUGCCCAUCAUCUGCACAUUCUUUCUUGGAUGGGCAGCUACCUCGACCCAAAGUGUUGUCACAACCUUCCUGGUGGACGUCUUCCAUGGACGGAGUGCAAGUGCCACGGCGGCCUUAAACAUGGCAAGAUGUCUGAUGGGCGCAGGAGGGACUGCAGCGAUCUUGCCCAUUAUCAAGGCCAUCGGAACGGGAUGGGCUUUAACGCUUUGGGUUGGUGUAAUGGCCCUGGGCCUUGUAUUGGUAUUUGUUCAAAUGAAGUGGGGUGUAGGAUGGAGAAGAAAGCGAGAGGAGAGAGAAAGGGAAGAGAAGUUGGUGCGAGAGAAAUAA